Molecule: messenger RNA, 375 nt
Organism: Syzygium oleosum
Lineage: Eukaryota; Viridiplantae; Streptophyta; Magnoliopsida; Myrtales; Myrtaceae
Product: auxin-responsive protein SAUR36-like
Exons: 1
Coding region: 1-375 (124 amino acids)
Biological process (GO): response to auxin
Source: RefSeq, a predicted model, not a curated record
AUGAUCAGCCCCAAGAAACUACUUAGGAUGGCAAGGAAGUGGCAGAAAUUGGAUGCCACGGGAAGGAGAAGGCUUUCUUUGCCGAAAACCAAAGGGAAGUUUCUCGCCACAUCUUCGGUGGCAGAUAAGGGACAUUUCGUCGUCUACACGACGGAUGAACGGCGCUUCAUGAUACCCUUGCCGUAUCUUUGCAGCGACGUCUUCCAAAUGCUCUUUGAGAUGUCUGAAGAGGAGUUUGGACUAUCGAGCGACGGUCCUAUCAUCAUGCCUUGCGAUGCAGCUGUUAUGGAGUACAUAGUGUCCCUAGUCCAACAAGGCGUGGCUAAAGAACUGGAGAAAGCUUUGCUGAAUUCAAUUCUUGGACGGUGCUCAUAG